Molecule: messenger RNA, 2678 nt
Organism: Pantherophis guttatus
Lineage: Eukaryota; Metazoa; Chordata; Lepidosauria; Squamata; Colubridae
Source: RefSeq, a predicted model, not a curated record
GGGGUGGUCUAGUCUUUCUGGAAAAGAAGCCCAAAGGGGUGGGAGAUCCUGAGCCUGCAGACACACACACACACACACACACACACAGGGCAUCCCCGUCCUCCAACACCAAGGUUGCUCUUGGCCUCUUGGAGUUGCCCUCAGGGUGCCUGGAUUAAGCCGGUGCCAUCUGGGAUCCAGGAAGAGGCUGCCCUCAGGGGCUUUGCAGGUGUAACCUUCGCCAGCCUGCCUUGUGCCAACCAGCGUGUGUCCGGGCAAUUGACAUCAAGGCAAUGGAGAAACGUUCUGGCCACUUUCAAAGCUGUGGGACAACCUUGAAGAAGAUGAAGGAGGAGGAGGAGGAGGUGGAGCAGGGUAUCUGCUGAGAUCCGAAAGAGGAAGUCCUGCUGCCUGGAGGUUAUCUUCUCAAGUCAGCCACCACUGGUUAUGUAGAAGGGAGUAGGGAAGCCCCGGGUGGCUGCACUUGGCUCUCUCUCUCCCUCUGAGUUGCAUGGCCAGAGAGGCUCCUUGGAAGCACUGAGGAAGGAAAAGGGUCUUCCUCCCUUUAAAACUCCCCCCCCCUUUAUUUCUUUGCACUUCUACGGAGCCAGCUUUGAUCUGCAAUGACAGGGAAAUCCGUGCGGGAUGUGGACAGAUACCAGGCUGUCCUUACCAACCUGCUGCUGCAAGAAGAGAACAAAUACUGUGCAGACUGUCAGGCGAAAGGUCCAAGAUGGGCCUCGUGGAACAUUGGUGUCUUCAUUUGCAUCCGCUGUGCUGGAAUACACCGGAACCUGGGGGUCCAUAUCUCCCGGGUAAAAUCUGUCAAUCUGGACCAAUGGACACAAGAACAGAUACAGUGCAUGCAAGAAAUGGGAAACGGGAAAGCAAAUCGCCUUUACGAAGGUUACCUACCAGAGAACUUCAGACGACCCCAGACAGACCAAGCAGUGGAGAGCUUUAUCAGAGAAAAAUAUGAAAAGAAGAAGUACAUGGACAGAAGUCUCGACAUCAACAUGCUACGGAGAGAAAAGGAUGAAAAAUGGAAGAAGGAAGCAGCCACUGGGAAAAAAAUGGAGCCAGUUAUCUUUGAGAAAGUCAAAAUGCCUCAGAAGAAAGAGGAUCCACAAACUAUGAAGAGCCUCUCCAGACCCUCAGAACCAGUCAUAGACCUGCUGGGACUUGAUGUUCCUGUUUCAACUGCCCUCCCCAAUGGAAGGGCCAGCAGUUGUUUGGAGAAAGACUUGGACCUAUUUGGAUCCCUGGGCACUGAGAGAAAGGUUGUUGGCUCAAUGCCCACAGCUGGAAGUGCUGGAUCUGUUCCUGAAAAGCUGAACCUGUUCCCUGAGCCUGACAGCAAGGCUGAAGAGACGGGGAAGAAGCAGCUCUCCAAGGAUUCCAUCCUCUCUUUAUACGGCUCCCAUAGCCCACAGAUCCCCGCACAAGGAGCUGUGUUCCUAGCGCCUACCCAAAUGGGCUAUCCGGCCGCCUAUCCCAAUUUCCCAGGCAUAGCACCACCUAGUGGCAUGAUGGCACCACCAGUGGGGGUGAUGGCGCAGCCAGGAGGGGCAGCAGGCAUGGCAGCACAUAUGGCGAUCCCAACAGGUUAUGUAGGCAGCAUACAGACUGCAGUAAUUGGGGUCCCCAAUGGGAUGAUGGCAACGCAGCAAGCUGGGUACAUGCCCGGCAUGGCACCUGUCCCACCACCAGUGUACGUUGUGCAACCAGCUCACCAAUUACAAUGGAACCUUGCCCAGGUGACGCAGCAAAUGGCAGGGAUGAACUUCUGUGGCCCCAACGGAGUGAUGCGCUAUGGACAGUCAAUGGGCAGAGGGGGUGCCCCAGAAACCAAUCAAGCCCUCAGUUCCCAGGAAGGUGGACCAAAGAUGGCAGACGGACGUUCUGGUAGAUGUAACCAUCAUUUCAAAAGCCUGUUCUGGGAUUGCAAAAGGAAUGGUCACGAUGGCUGAUAUGACCUUUGCAUCUUUAGUUGUGGCUUCACCUCAAGGCACUUUGUAUUUUAGGACUUUGCCACCAAAUACUCUUCGUUUUUUAUUCCGCCAACACAUUCCGUGAUUUCUGUGGUGUUUUCCAAAACUACUUCACGAGCUUGAAACGCAUUCUCCCUGGAGAGGAGCUCCACCAGCCCUCAAGCACAAAUGAUGCUUCUUUUCUGAAAGUGAAGUUGGGAGGAAACAUGCCCUCUUAAAAGCAGCUGCUGCUCAUUUAGUCCUGGCAUAUUUAAAUGCUUUUUUCCCCCUUUCUCCCUAUUUUAACCUUUGAAAGGUCAAGCCUAGCGUUUCUCCAUCUUGGCGGCUUUAAAAUGUGUGACUCGACUCCCAGAAUUCCAGUGCUGGCUGGAGGAUUCUAGGAGUUGAAGUCCCAUAUCUUGAAGGUUCGGAAACACUGCAUUAACGGAUAAAAGGUCCAGAGCACUGGCAAGUUUUCGUUUGGAUUUGUUUUCCCCCUGUGUAACUCUCACAAGCGCUCCACUUGCCCGCAUGAUGACUUUUAUCGGAGGGAGAAAAACAAAACUUUCAGAGAUGGGGCCAAUCUCCCGUCUCAAGUCAUUUCACAAAGACAGUGAUCGCCCAAUCCACAAUUUUGAAAGAUUUUGUAGCACAAAUAAAAGCCCAGGCACCUACUUUAUCUUGUGUAUAUGUAAAUUCGUUAAUAAAAUGCUGCAGUGAAACUCUUAA